Lycium barbarum (goji berry) is the source of this 915-nucleotide messenger RNA. RefSeq names its product non-specific lipid-transfer protein 1-like. The record is from RefSeq and is a predicted model, not a curated record. The transcript has 2 exons. Gene Ontology annotation, biological process: lipid transport. Bases 346 to 717 code for a protein of 123 amino acids. Gene Ontology annotation, cellular component: membrane. Gene Ontology annotation, molecular function: lipid binding. Lineage: Eukaryota; Viridiplantae; Streptophyta; Magnoliopsida; Solanales; Solanaceae.
AAUUUGUGAGUUUAUUCAAUUAAUUACCUUUUCCCAAUAGAAAAGUGAAUGGAAAAUGGCCAUUAUGUUGAAUAGAUGACAGUUCCUUGCCUCAGUAUCGACUGCACCAAACAUUGACUUUCCAGAGAACUAUACACAAUCUUAACCAAGAAAAUACAUCAAUAAUUUUCCAUCAUUUCUUGCACUCAAUCACUUAAACCAAACAUUUCUUUCAUUUUUAUAAAUUUCUUGUGAUAGUGAGCCUUCUUAAAUCUCAUCUAUAAAAGCAGGCUCAAAACAAGAGUCUCAGCAACAAGUUUUACUAAAUCUAAAGUCUUUUUUUGGUAGUAGUUUGGUCUUUUAACCAUGAAUUCUUCAAGCCAAGCAAAAGCAGUACCAUUGAUCAUGGCCCUAUUAUUUAUGCUGCUAAUUCUCUUACUUGCACCAACUUCAGAAGGUGCUAUCUCUUGUGGCACUGUGAUUAGCAACGUUAAGCCAUGCAUCAGCUAUUUACAAGGUACUGGUGGGAAGCCACCACAACCUUGCUGUGCUGGUUGUCAAUCUCUUUCAUCUGCUGCUGCAACUACAGCAGAUAGACAGGCUGCAUGCACUUGUCUCAAGAAUGCAUAUCAAAAGAUCAAAAUAAAUGGUCAACUAGCACAGGGUCUUCCUAAGAAUUGUGGAAUCUCCUUAUCCGUCCCUAUCUCACCCAGUGUUGAUUGCACCAAGAUCAAUUGAAGUUGUUUAAGGAUGAUAGAAGGCAUGUUUUUGGUGUGAGCUACAUAUAUAGCAAAUAAUUUGUUGGAAUGUAACUGUCUUUUUCUGCUUUGUGUAUGUACAUGUUAUGUUCAGAGCUCUGUGUAUUAAAUGAGCUGUGCUUACGUAUUAAAUGCCGUAUUUUGUGAGAAUUAUCAAAUAAAACUUCGAUUUUUUUUU